ACGUGCAUGCAUAGAGUGUAAUGUACAGAGUCGUUUAGGGUGGGUAUGGUGUGUGAAUGAGCACACUGUGAUUGGCUACCUAGAGUAGCUUGUUUCUUGUUGCUCAUUCAAAUCUAUCAAUGGUUUUGUAAACGCAAUGUGCGCGAGUGAGGAGAAGACGACGCGAUAAAAGUCUAGAAAUUUCGACAAGUUUACGGAAUGUCGAUAUCUCUGGGUAGCAGGCUGUGAACAGUGAGUUACAAAUUUAUUCUUGGUAAAUUGUCUUUGUCUAGUUUCACAGAAAUGUGUUUAGUACAGUCUGUUCAUUUGGGUGUGAGUGUACACGUGUAAUGCCAUAUAUGGAGGUGCCUCUAGCGUUGGCGGGAACUGUUAGCGCCAAAAUUAAUCUGUAGAUCACAUGACUGUCGCAACUGCGCAAUACCGGUUUAUUUUUAAAAUUGUUGGAUUCUAGCUAAAGUCAAGUGGAAAUGAACGACUUCCCUAGCGACUUGGAAAUGUGAGGAGAUGGACGAGCCAACAGAAUUGCUAGGUUUUUCACAAGACUCGCGCGAUCACGUUGACACUGCAGUGCCAGUUGCUAACUUUGUUGGUGAAGGCGUUGAAGUAGAGGCUAGCGAUGAAGCAAUUCAGGAAGUCACGUGUGAUCAACAACAAAGACCAGUAUCCACUAGAAAUAUCAUUCCACUUGAAGGAAAUGUAGAGUUGCAUGGCCAUAAUGGCAUGGUGGAUAUCCAGGCUUCGGUUGCUGAGAACAGUGCUGUCAGAGAUGAGAACAGUGCUCCUAAAGACGAGAACAGUGCUCUGAAAACAGACACACUCAUGCAUGAUAAUGAAUGUACAUGUAUGUUGCGGGAUGUACGUGUGGAGAAAGCCUUGCAGGAUUAUCAAAAGGCUUUUACAACAUGUCAAGAGCAUGUUACUGAGGUGAAGCAACAACAACAACAACAACAUGAGAACGAGUUGAAGCAACAACGACAACGUUAUGAGAACGAGUUGAAGCAACAAGAACAACAUUAUGAGAACGAGUUGUCUCUUGCACGAAAAACUGAGCAAACCCUUAGAAAUGAAAAGGAGGAGCUACGAAAACGGCUGGUGUCUGUUGAGAAUAUGUAUCGUUUACAAUCAGAGGCAAUGGAGAAGAAAGAUAGUGAAGAAGAAGCAAAACCAGUGGCAGAAGAACAAGAAUGUAGUGAAGAAACAGAAUCGAAGAACAAGACGCUAAAGUCACGUCUGGGAUAUGAAAGCUCAAAACCAACUAGUCUGCAAGCAGACAGUGGAUAUAGUGGCUGUAAAUCAUCACAGACAGUGGAUCUUGCGCUGUUACCUGCAGACAUGCAACAAAACAAUGGAGCAGUGGCAGGUUCCUUUAGCGUGUAGUUCACUCACUAACAGAUUGAAGGGUAAACAACCAGAGCAAAAUCAUGAACUGAAGUCAGAGUAGGAGACCUGAACUGACAACGGAGGAAUUGAUGCGCAGUUUUUAUUGCUUUUUUGAUUUAUUUUGGUGAUACAGUUUGUAGCAUAGGUAGGUGUGUGUGUGUGUGUGUGUGUGUGUGUGUGUGUGUGUGUGUGUGUGUGUGUGUGUGUGUGGUGUGUGUGUGUGUGUGUGUGUGUGUGCGUGUGUGACAGUUCAUGGUUUCACGUAAUUAAUUACUUAUGAGACAAUACCAGUACAGUACUAUGCUUACGAACUUUGUUAUUACAUUUGAAUAUGUUUUGCCUUCAUGUCUCUUAUCUACUGAUGGCAAAUAUAGUUGCCUAUCUGUCACUGUUGUUGUUGUUGUUGUUGUUGUUGUUGUUACUGCCACCACCACUGU
Messenger RNA from Corticium candelabrum, 1817 nucleotides. RefSeq names its product golgin subfamily A member 6-like protein 7. The coding region runs from base 505 to 1377 and encodes 290 amino acids. The record is from RefSeq and is a predicted model, not a curated record. The transcript is spliced from 3 exons. Lineage: Eukaryota; Metazoa; Porifera; Homoscleromorpha; Homosclerophorida; Plakinidae.